This is a messenger RNA of Electrophorus electricus (electric eel), 4143 nucleotides long. It is a transcript of the gene tmc5, whose product is annotated as transmembrane channel like 5. Lineage: Eukaryota; Metazoa; Chordata; Actinopteri; Gymnotiformes; Gymnotidae. The record is from RefSeq and is a predicted model, not a curated record. Gene Ontology annotation, molecular function: mechanosensitive monoatomic ion channel activity. Gene Ontology annotation, cellular component: plasma membrane.
UCAGGCUUAACUGAACAUGGCUAUCCUCUCAUCAGUGCUCAGAUGCUGAACGUAACAGAAGCAGGUUCCUUUCUCAUCAUUAGGACGACAUAGUAAACAGAAAACAAAAUGCAGACGAUGAGAUUAUUGCCUCACCGAAGUUCAGCUCUGGGAAACCUUGGGCUGACAGAAGCAGAGAUCAGAGAGGAGGUAGAGAAUGACACAGAUGAUUUGGUCUCUGAGCUCGUUAAGCUUCCUACCAGGGCCAGAAUACGAGCAAUCAAAGCUUUGCCCAUGAGUUUCCAAGACAGAAGAAAUAUCAGGAGCAGAGUAAUAUCCGUCAGACUCUCCAGGAAGAACGUGCUUCUUAUGUGCUGUACUGAUUUCAGAGAGCAGGUUUCUCUGUCCUUCCGCAGGUUCGGCUCCUCUCUGGUCUCAGCCCAAGAGCGUUUGGUGAUCUGGCAGGACCCUCUGAAGGCGAUUGGGGGCAGGUUUGGCACCUCGGUCCUCUCCUACUUCCGCUUCCUGAAGUGGCUGCUCAUGUUCAACGUCUUCUCCCUGUUCAUCAACUUCUGCUUCAUCACCAUCCCGCAGAUUGUGUACCCACCCAAUGUCACCCACCUCACAAGCUUUAGAGGGCUGGAGCUGCUCACAGGCGCAGGUUAUUUCAAUCAGACGGUGUUCUUUUACGGAGGCUAUAAUGGUGAAGUCAUUGUGACGCAGCCUUCCUACAACAUGCAGCUGGCUUAUUUCUUCACCAUCGCGGCUUACUUGGUGCUAUGUGGAGUGUUGCUUAUCUACAGCAUGGCCAGGUCCUUCCAGAGGAACUUCACACUGAUUUCGGGUCCCGUCUACGGGGCCGCCUGGCGCCUCCUUUGCAGCUGGGACUUUAGCGUCAUCAACGAGAAGGCCAUCCAGCACCUCAAGAACAACCUCGGCAUCCAGCUGAAGGAGUCUCUUGCGGAGCGGCUGCAGAUGAAGCGGACCUCGACUGUGUCAGACAUGCUCCAGCAGCUCUCCCUGCAGCUCCUGGCCUGGCUGCUGUCUGUGGGACUCGCUGUGGCCUCCUGCACUGCCAUCUACUUCCUGGGAUCCCGCGAGAGCCAGCUGGGGCCCUUGGGCUACACUGGGGAUUUAACGGCCGAAGCCUCCACACUGCUCCUGCCUGUCGUUGUGUCUCUUAUCAACCUGAUCGUCCCUCUCAUCUACACCCUCAUUAAUAAGAUGGAGCACUACGACAGUCCUCGCACCAACAUCUACAUCAUCAUCCUGAGGAAUGUCCUGCUGAAGAUGUCCAUCCUGGGAAUUAUUUGUUACUAUUGGCUAAAUGAUGAUCCCCAGACCAUGCCUUGUUGGGAAACGUUUGUGGGUCAGAGUGUGUAUCGGCUAGUGGUAGUCGACUUCAUAUUCUGCCUGCUUGGCUCUUUCUUUGGAGAGUUCCUGUACAGUGUAAUUGGAACCAGAUGCAUUCGGAGCCUUGGUGUCCCAGAGUUCGACAUUGCUACUAAUGUACUUGAUCUUAUCUACGCCCAGACACUGGCAUGGAUCGGAAUCUACUUCUCCCCACUCCUCCCCAUCAUCCAAGUCAUUAAGUUCCUUAUCAUCUUCUACGUGAAAAGGGUCAGCCUGAACAUGAACUGCCAGCCGCCCAGACGCAUAGGCAGGGCCGCCCAGAUGGAGACCGUCUAUAUUGCCCUCCUCUUCCUCCCCUCGUUUGUGGGGGCUCUGUCUAUGGUGGCCUACACAGUGUGGAGCCUGAGGCCUUCUGAGCAGUGUGGGCCAUUCCAGGGCCUCAGCACGCCCUUCCAGGCUGUGUUGCAGUGGAUGGGCACAGUGGCGAACAUUCCAGGCAGUCGCUGGGCCUGGUGGAUAUUUGAACACAUGCUGAGAAAUGAGCUCUUCUUCUACCUCAUCACUCUCAUUGUUCUCAUUUUUACUUAUUUCCUCUGGCAAGUCACCCAGGGCCGGAAGCAGCUCAUCAGGACUCUAAGGCAGCAGAUUGCCAACGAGGGCAAGGACAAGGCCUUCCUGCUGAGCAGACUACAGAACCUCCAGAAAGGGAGAAGCGAUGCCGCAGGCUUCAGGCCUAUGGAAUUUGAUGAGAUGACCUACUUCAACCAAAACUGGAUGAACACUUUUCCCCUGAAUAUGUGAAACACUGCACUUUAUUUAGUUUGUUUUUGAUUGUACUGGAAAAAUAGUAAAUGGGUGUUCAUAGUUUGUUGGACUGAGUGAAGUAGCCAUCUCAAGCUCUUGUUCUAGGCAUGGAGGCCGAACACUGGCCUGUUUUAUCUUAUACUGCUCUCACACAUCCAAUUCUACUCUUCAACUUCAUAUCAAGUCUUUUAGGAGCUGAAUUGAGCUGGUAAUGGCAGAGAUAAACCUCGCUGCUCUUCAGGAGUCUGAGUUUGAGGACCACCACCUACUGUACUCAGUCCAGUUGGUUUUCUCUAAGAGCAGUGGUCAGCAAACUACCACACCAGCUCAUGCACUUAAGACAAUGUUAAUCUAAAAAAAAUGGCUGUCAGUUUCAGGAUGUUAAGAAUUUUAUGAAAAGCCAUGUACAUUUGUAGCAGUUUUCCAAAACUUUAAUUGGUAUUCUUUUAUAAACAAAUAAAACGUUAACUUUUAAAUUAUACCGUUCAUUUUAUUGUGAAAAAGGUGUUGCUCUUCAUACACUAAGAACUGUACAAUCAAUAAUUUAAAAACAUGUCCAGUUUGUUGUUUCUAGAACACUAGAUUAUCCCUUAUUUAAGUAACUCAGCAGCUUUUAUCUUAAACCAAAAGGAAAAAUAGUGUUUACAAUGGUAUGCUCAUGGCAUUCACAUCACCAUUCCCUUUAGCUAACCCACAGGAGUGUGGAGGAGCGUUCUUCCUCACCGCCUUGUAGGGUAGGUUUUACACACGCUGGUUAAGCCUGGUGUUUCAUUAAAUAACACCGUCAAUAGCAAUUCUCUAUUGAAGUCGGCUAAUAGGGGUAAUGUGUGGAAAAAUGGCCUUUCAACUCUAAAUCAGUCUCUUUCCAUUUAAAAUGAUCAAAAGCCAUGUGUAAGGAAGGAGGUCCAGAAUACAUAAUAAGAUCAAAAUUGGAGACUUCAUUCAUAUAAAAAAAAAAAAAUACAAAAGUCACAACUAAGUCACAACUUUUUGUUGCACUUUAUGUGCAGUAAAGAAAAAAGAACCCUACACCAUGUCCUUGAAAACUAAAACCUACCACUAAGGGUUCUGCAGUUGGCCAUGGAUGAGUACAAUAGCCCGCUCCUUCAAACCUCUUAAACAGCCGAUGUUAAAGUUACAGAGGAAUACAGAGAGAAGCUCUUCCAGCACUUUCACAAUGGACUGUUGCCAUUAGGCAGAGCAUACAGCUUCAGAUGACAUGCAUUUUCUCUUUCCAAAGGCAAGUACAGAAGACCUGUGAAAUGCAUCAAACAGUGAAGACUGCCAACCCUCUGGUGGGGUAGGGGCAUAAGGGGUAGCCUGCCUCUCAGCCAGGCCAGAGGAUGCUUCAUUGGGCAGUUUCUGGGGAUUUAGGAAGUCCCUGAGAUAGAGGGGGUAGAGCAUGGGAAUGUAGCCAUACUGCGUUAAACGUCACUCUUCCUGAACAAAGGCGGACACUGAGACUGGAUGGAUGAUGCAGUAGAGUGCAGGGCAGAGCUGUGGCAUGGGGAUCCAUUAUUCAUCAGCCAUGAUUCAUCAAGGCAGAAUCGUCACCGCCGCUGUUCCAACUGGGUGUGGGAAUCACCGGAGCAGCUGGCAGCGGAGAGCUUGAGGCGAGAUGCAGGAAGACAGCCAACUCCUGACCCACUCAAUGUCUUCAGGAGAGCGUGGCCUUGCUGUGGGGCUAGUUCUGCUUUUUUUUUUUUUUUUUUUUUUUUUUUUUUUUAAGCCCAAUUCUUCUGGUGAAAAUGUAUCACAUCAUCACUGAGCUUGUGCUCGAUAUUUAGGUGUGAACAAAUGUGCUCUCCGCUCACGGGUUUUCAAAAUGAUCACUGCUAUGUGUUCAACAGCAUCACUACAGAAACCAUACUUUGUUCUAUAUGCUGUGAAAAAAAAAGGCCAGAACAGAGACAGGUGUGUUUAAAUCAUGCCAAUACAAACACAAGUCUGGCUCGAUACAACACUGAAACAAAGGAGUGCAUUAAUCUGCUAGGAAUCUUUAAAAAA